UGGGCUCUUUAACUAACUUUUCCUUCCUCCUCCGCGGUUUCGCGGCGAGCCUGGUGGUGUGUUGGCUGCGCUGCGUUUUGGUGUUUCUCUCUGUAACGGCGCCAGCAGCAGCAGGUGCUGUCAGCAUGUCUUUAGCGGAUCAGCAGUGGAGUCCCACAAGCGUCCAGGUAACGGUGCUCCAAGCCAGAGGCCUCAGGAUAAAGGGGAAAAGCGGCACCAAUGACGCGUACGCGGUUAUGCAAGUGGGCAAGGAGAAGUACCAGACGUCGGUGGUGGAGAAAAGCGUGGCUCCGGCGUGGAAAGAGGAAGCCUCCUUUGACCUGCCACCGCUGCUGCUUCAGGGGGGAGGAGGUGGCGGGAAGGACCGCAGCACGCUGCACGUCCAGGUCCUGCACCGCGCUCUGGUGGGACCUGACAAGCUGCUGGGUCAGGCUGUCAUCAACCUGCUGCAGCUCAGUGAGGACAAAACCCGCAACAAGACAGAGUGGUUUAAAUUGCUGGAUAAAACCGGUAAGCCGGACAAAGACCGUGGAGAGGUCCUUCUGGACGUCCAGUUUAUGAGAAACAACAUGACCGCCAGCAUGUUCGACCUCUCCGCUGCAGGGAAGUCCCGCUCCCGGCUGGGAAAGCUUAAGGAUAAAGUCCGUGGAAAGAAAAAGGAGCAAGACUCCUCAUCAGGUGUGGUGCCUUCGCCCACUCAGGUUCUGACAGACAGCGAAGAAGAGGACGCUAGUGGAGGUGGAGAGGGAGGAAAAUCGAAGCAAAACAAAAGGAUGUCUUUGUUUUCUCCUAAAUCCAACCUGCAGAAGAAUUUGUCUCAGUCCAUGUCCGUCCUGCCUGCGAAGAACUCCUCGCUGAGCGGGAGCCAAUCAUCUGGGCUAAACGUGGACCCCUCUGAGGGCAAAAAGAAGUUCAAGUUCAAGAUACACAAGCACUCCAGCAGCUCUGACAGCAAAGAUUCAUCCUCUGCCCAACAAAAACAGGAGCAAAGUAAUUUGUGCAUCAACGGCAGCCAUGUUUACUGCGAGGAGCCGCCGCCUCGGACGUCUCGCGCCGGAUCCAGCUUCAGCCUGUCAAGUUCAGGACGCGGAUCAAUGGAGGAUGUCCCGGAAAACCCGUCUCCAUCUGUGGAUUCACUUAAAGCAGUGAGGGAGUAUUCACCCUGGAUGGAAGAAGAUGAGGAAGAGAAAGAGGAAGAAGAUGAAAAUAUUAACGAUUUAAGAAAAGAGGAAGAAGAAAAGGCCAAGUUGGAAAAGGAUAUGAGGGAAGAGGAAGAGGAGGCCGUCAGAAAACAACAAAAGGAGCUGGAGAGGUUGGCUGAAGAAAAGUUUAGACGAGAAGAGGAGGAAAAGGUCAGGAAAGAGGAGGAAGAGCGACAAAAACUGGCAGAAGAAAAAAGGAGAGUAGAGGAAGAAGAAAGAAUCAAGGAAGAGGAAAGGGCCCAAGAGAGGAGGAGGCAGGAAGAGGAGCAUAAAUUAGCUGAAGAAAAAAGGAGACUGAAGGAGGAAGAAGAAAGGAGGAUUGAAGAAGAGAAAGUCAGAAGGGAACAAGAGAGAGCUGAAGAGGAGAGAAGGAAAACGGAGCAAGAAAAGAAACGGAGGGAGGAAGAAGAGAUGCUUAGGAAGGAAAAGAUGAGAAUAGAGGAAGAAAAAGAGAAGGUUCGUCGAGAAAAGGAGGAAGCUAGGCUGAUGGAAGAAAAGAGAAGAGAGGAAGAAAGGAUUGAGGCUGAAGAGAAGUUCAGAAAAGAGGAAGAGGAAAGGAUUAAGGUGGAAGAAGAGAUGAGAAGGAAAGAACGUGAAGAAAAGUUAGCAAAGAGGAAAGAACUGGAGGAACAGGAAAGGAGAGCAAGAGAAGAGCAAGAAAAGAUGCAAAGGGAGGAAGAGGAGAGGAGGAAACAAGAGGAGAAGUUGGCUAAAGAAAAGCUGAGACAAGAAGAAGAGGAAAGAAGAAAGGCCAAAGAAGAGCGUGCAAGAAGGGAGGAGGAGGAUAGGAUUCAGAAAGAGAAAAUCAGAAGAGAGGAGGAAGAGAGGAAGAAAAAAGAGGAGGAAGAGGAGUGUAAAAGAAGGCAAGAAGAACUGGAGAAGCUGGCUAUAGAAAAGAUGAGAAAAGAGGAAGAGGAGAGAAGAAAGGCUGAAGAAGAGCAAGUGAAAAGAGAGGAAGAAGAACAGAUCCAGAAAGAGAAAAUAAGAAGAGAGGAAGAGGAGAAGGCUGAGAAACAAAGGUUGGAAGAUGAAAUGAGACAAGCAAAAAGAAAAGAAGAAGAGAGAAUGAAAGAAGAGCAAGCAAAAAUGCUAAAGGAGGAAAAAAGAAAAAGAGCAGAAGACGAGAGAAUAAAAGCGGAGAAACAAAGAGAAGAGGAACUGGAGAAAAUGAGGGUUGAAGAGGAGAGAAUAAGGAGGGAGGAGAGGAAUGAGAAGGAAAGAAGGGAAGAGGAAAUAAGGAAGCAGGAAAAGUUGGCAAAAGAAAAGAAGGAAAACAAAAUAAAAGAAGAAGAGAAAAGUGUUGGAACAAAAAUCAAAAUGGGAGUUCCUGUAGAAAUCAUUUCCACUAAUCCUUUUGAUGAAAACUUCGCUCCACCUGAGGAAACUCCCAAAUUGUCUAAAGCAAAAUCUGAUGAUCAAAGAUGUCAGUCAGCUGCGUCAUCAGUGGAAAGCGGGACAGCUUCCACCAGGGACAAGGAUCCAACUAACAUUCAGCGGGAAAAGAGAGCGGCUCCUAAGCCUCCGGGAAGGAAUCAGUUGGACAGACAGAAACAGAAGGAGGAGGAGACGUCGACACAACAUCUGCCACAAAUUAACAAGCAGAGUAAAGACAAAGAUGUCAAAACUGUCAGCGUUGCUCCCCAGCGCUCAGUGCAGAUGAUCGCUCCUCUAAACAGGUCUUCCAAAGAUUUGAGAAACACCCAGAGCACGACGGAACAUGAUUCUGCCCAAGAAGAAACAGGCAAACACAAUAAACGUCCUGCUCCAUCCAUACCGUGCACUGCUGAAGAUGAGCUUCACAGAGGCGUGGUGGAGAUUAAAGACGGAGCUGUUUGUGGUUUAAACCCGUUUGAAGAUGAUGAUGAGGAAAAUGAGCUCACGGUUCAUAAUGAUGCAACAACCUUUGUUACAACUAAUCCAGCAGUUUGGCCUCCUGUGAAAUCACAAGCUGCUGACAAAGAUUCUGCUAAAGUCAAAUCCUCAAAAAUAGCUCGAGCUCCCCUACCGCCUGAUCCCAAUGACACUCCUUCAAGCUCCAUUGUCAGUCGAAACCAUGGCGAAACUGAUGUUUUAGAUGACAUUGGAGAAACUGCUCCAAACAAGGCAUGCAACACACAAGAGGUCAAAAGUCACGUACAGGUCCAAGAGAAUCCAAACAAAGAGUCCAAGAAGACCAUGGCUGGUGCAAGAGAGGAGGGACCUCCUGCAGUUUCACGCAGACUUCAGCCUGUAAAACCCCUUAAUCCUCUGGAGCAGCAGUCUGACUCAGUUGGUAAAGUUGGAAAUGAUAAAGCCACAGAAUUAGACUGUAAUGGAGUUCAGGACAAAACAAACAUUGGCACAGGGAGAUCAGGGCCAUACUCCCAGCUAACUCGAGAGGAACUGAUCGCUCUGUUGUUGAAACAGGAGAGCCAGCUCUCCGAGAGAGAUAAAAAGAUAUCAGAGCUGGAGCAGUACAUUGACAACUUACUGGUGCGAGUCAUGGAAGAGAAUCCAAGUAUCCUCAUGUCCAUGAGCUCUUUAAAGAAGUCUGCCUAAGUGGAUUUAUAGCUGACACUCUGAAUCAGAACAGAUCCCUGUGCUCUGACUUUAUUCAUUUCACGACUACGUGAAAGACCUGGCUUCCAAAGAUGUUCAUCGCUGAAUGCUGGCUCUUUUGUAGUAGGAUAAACCUUAAGGUUAAUAUAUCAACAAGAAAAAUCAAAAAGAAAAGAUGAACUAUUACUGUGAUGACUGCAGCAGUUUCAAUUAAAUCUUUUUUAUAUAAGAAAAUUCUCUCUUUCAAUCAAGUGUAAAAGGAUAUUCAUAUAUGUCCAUUGCUUUCAUGUAGAGCGUAAAUUUCAAGCUUAGAAGACUUGCUAUACUGCCUGGUUAAAUCAAACAUUUUUCCCCUUGCCUGGUCAAAAAGAGCCUUAUAUGUUAUACUAUGUGCUGUAAUUAGAUUUUUUUUUUCUCCUUUUUUCUUUGCAUUCUGCAAACCAAGAGCACUUUAUCUUUGAAUGUUAAACACUGAAAAAUAUACACUGUCUGGAACUGGCUGAGGUGUUUUUGUAUAUUUGCAAAAUAAAAUUAAAAAUGUAUAAA
Molecule: messenger RNA, 4286 nt
Organism: Xiphophorus maculatus (southern platyfish)
Lineage: Eukaryota; Metazoa; Chordata; Actinopteri; Cyprinodontiformes; Poeciliidae
Product: trichohyalin
Exons: 6
Coding region: 126-3740 (1204 amino acids)
Biological process (GO): regulated exocytosis
Cellular component (GO): intracellular membrane-bounded organelle
Molecular function (GO): small GTPase binding
Source: RefSeq, a predicted model, not a curated record